AUAUAUAAAACACAAUCCGCUCUCAAACCCAUCAAGCCCACCAAUCUCAUCUUCUCUGCUCCUCUCUUCUCUCUCACUUAGCAGAAGAAGAUAGAGAAACCAAACAACAAAAAUGCUCAAACAGUUCCUUCUUCUCCAAUCCUUGUCCUUUAUCCUCUUCAAUGUUGUUAUCGUCGGAGGACGUUUAAUCGGCGGCGGUUUCUCGGCGGAGCAGAAUCCAUUCACACCUAAAGCGUCUCUAGUCCGUUACUGGAACAAAGAGAUCCGUAGCGAAUCUCCCAGAUCGGAUUUUUUAAUCUCCAAAGCCUCGCCACUCAACGCCGUCGACUCAGCCACUUUCUCCAAACUCGCCGCCACCAACUCGCUCCCGACUCGGUUUCCCGAUUUCUGCUCCGCCGCUAACCUCUUCUGUUUCCCCGAUUUAGGAACGAGUCUCGAGAAACACGAAGGAGACGUCAAGUUCUCCACUUACGACCAGAAGAACUUCACCAACUACGGCAGCGGUCGUCCCGGAGGAGGCGACUCGUUCAAGAACUACUCCAAAGACGGCAAUGUCGAGACCGACUCGUUCCGGAGAUACAGCCGUAACGGAGCCGGACACGACGAUAAAUUCAGCGUCUACGGCGACAGCAGUAACGUCGUCGAGGAAGGAUUCAACUCGUACGGAACAUCCGGAACCGGCGGCGCCGGUGAGUUCACCAACUACCAAAACAACGUGAACAACCCGACGAGCAGAUUCACGGCGUACUCCGACGGAGCAAACGGUCGAACUCAAUCGUUCAAAACCUACACGCAAAACGCCAACGCCGGCCCAGGCCAGUCCUUCACGAGCUACGGCAAAAACGGAAACGGGAUCCCUAACGAGUUCGCCUCCUACGGCGUCUCCUCCAACGUAAUCGGCUCCGGGUUCUCAAACUACGGCGAGAACGGAAACGCCGCCAACGACACCUUCACAAGCUACGGAACCGACGGGAACGUGCCCCAGAACAACUUCAAAAACUACGGCGCUGCCGGUAACUCAGCCGAUGACACAUUCUCGAAUUACAGAGACAAGGCCAACGUCGGAGACGAUUCCUUCUCCUCCUACGCCAAAGACUCGAGCAACGAGAAGGUCAAAUUCGUAAAUUACGGUCAAUCUUUCAAUCCCGGUUCGGAAAAAUUCACCGGUUAUGGCAAAGGAUCUGAAGGCAGCAGGAUCAGUUUCAAGACCUACACACCGAACUCAACCUUCAAGGAAUACGCCAAAAACGGCGUCGCUUUCUCUAAAUACAACGUCUCGACAGCGAACACCGUCGGCGAUGGCAAAACCGUGAAUAAGUGGAUUGAACCGGGCAAAUUCUUUAGGGAGUCGUCGCUCAAAGAAGGCACAGUGAUUCCCAUGCCUGACAUCAAAGAUAAAAUGCCUAAAAGGUCGUUUUUACCCCGGAGUAUAAUUACUAAACUACCCUUCUCCGUUUCGAAGCUCGGCGAGAUCAAGAGGAUCUUCCACGCCGGGGAGAACUCGACGAUGGGAGGCUUAAUCACCGACGCGGUGACGGAGUGCGAGAGACCUCCGAGCGUCGGGGAGACGAAGCGCUGCGUCGGAUCCGCGGAGGACAUGAUCGAUUUCGCGACCUCGGUGCUGGGGCGGAGCGUGGUGCUAAGGACGACGGACAACGUGGCGGGGUCGAAGCAGAAGGUGGUGAUAGGAAAAGUCAACGGGAUAAACGGCGGGAAGGUGACGAAAGCGGUGUCGUGUCACCAGAGCUUGUACCCGUACCUGUUGUAUUACUGCCACUCCGUGCCUAAGGUUCGGGUGUACGAAGCUGAUAUCUUGGAGAUUGAUAGCAAGAAGAAGAUUAACCACGGGAUUGCCAUCUGUCACAUGGACACGUCAUCAUGGGGUGCGACUCAUGGAGCUUUCUUAGCUCUCGGGUCUAAACCGGGUCGGAUCGAAGUGUGUCACUGGAUUUUUGAGAACGACAUGAACUGGGCUAUCGCUGAUUAAACCGGACCGGUUCGGUGUGUGUUCGAUCAAUUUGGGUCGUGGAUUUUAUCUAUUAUGAUGAUGAUGAUUAUGAAGUUUUUACAUAGAAGGAAUGUUAAUUUUCUACCUUAUAAUUAUUAUGAUUAUAAUAUUUUGAAGUUUUUUCAGUAACAAUGUAAAGGCUUUGUUACUGAUUUGUGGGCGGUACGAAUAAUUUUAUAUAAACAUUUUUAGUGAAUG
Messenger RNA from Camelina sativa (false flax), 2206 nucleotides. Its product is annotated as polygalacturonase 1 beta-like protein 3. Lineage: Eukaryota; Viridiplantae; Streptophyta; Magnoliopsida; Brassicales; Brassicaceae. The record is from RefSeq and is a predicted model, not a curated record.